Messenger RNA from Tetrahymena thermophila SB210, 3810 nucleotides. RefSeq lists its product as hypothetical. The transcript has 10 exons. The record is from RefSeq and is a predicted model, not a curated record. NCBI's taxonomy places the organism in Eukaryota, Ciliophora, Oligohymenophorea, Hymenostomatida, Tetrahymenidae.
AUGAUAGCUAACUACGAAGAAGAAAGCAUUGAAUAGCUAAAAAAUCAAAUACAUGAUUUAGAAUCAGAAGUCUCUGCUUUAAGAGUUUAGCUAAAAAGUAAGGAAAAUGGAUGGAAUAAAGAAAAAGCUAUUCUUUAACAGUAGAUAGAGCUAUAGGAUAUGUAAAUUAAAGAAUCUAAGGCAAGAGAAGAAAAUUUUAGGAAAAUGAAUGAGACUUUUAUGGAGACUUUAUAAGGUUUAACAAAUGACAGUAGUAAAUUUACAAAUAAGUCACUCAAAGAUUUAAAAGGUAUGUUUGAAGGAAUCAGUCAGGAUAAUGAAUAGAGUAAGAUAAAAAAAUAAGAUCUUAUCACUAAACUAGAAGCAGAAAACAGAGAAUUGAAAGAUUAAAUCCAUGAAAAGUAAUUGGAGCUGUAAAAAGAGAUUCAUGAGAGUGAGAAGAAUAUGUUAAAGAUGACAAGUGAAAUUAAAGACCUUAACAUUUAAAAUUAAAAUCUACAAGGCAUAAUAAAAAAGCUUGAAGAAGAAAAAAGGACAAUUAAGGAUAUUGCUGAAUAGGAAGCUUAACAGAAAAUAAACGAUUUGUAAAAUGAAUUCAAUCGCAUUAAGUAAGAAAAUGAGAAAGAGAUGCUUAAUAAUAAUGCAUUGAAUGAGGAGAGAAUUCAGUAAAUUAAAGAACUUUAUGAAAAAGAAAAAUAAGUGUAUGAAAGCAAGAUCAUUAAAAACAAAGAAAACCUUAGUUCAGAGCAGAUGCUCACGUAAACUUAUUUUGAGGAAUUGUAGAUUGCUCAUUAAACAGAAAUACAACAGCUUUAAUUACAAAUAUAAACAUUGAGAAAUCAACAUCUUUUCGAAUAAUAAUAAGCAUAAAAAGAAAAGUAAGAAAAUGAGUUAAAAAUGUAGGAAUUACAAGAGAAAUUUAAGAGCUUCAAAACUAAAAGUAAAACAAAUGAUUAAAAUAUAAAGCUCAUGAAAGAAAAACUUGAAAAAUCAAAGUAAGACACAGAAUAAAUAAACUAACUUAAUGAAUAGAAUAAAAAACUCAAAUAAAAAAAUAAGCAAUUAACAGAGUAAAUCAAAAAAUUAGAGUAGGUUGAGAUAAAACUCAAAGAUUAGCUUAUUGAAAAAAAUCACAUCAUAGAAGAAGAAAAACUAGGUAAUGUUAGAAAAGAGAAUAUUAUAAAAAAUAUGCAAGAGAAUACAACUUCUGUGGCUCAUCAUGAAUAAUCUAACUUUGUAACAGAUCAUGAUUUAAGCAUAUCUUAAUUCUAGCUCAGAUAGUAAAAUAAUAAUUUAUUUUCUGCAAGCGUUCUAAAUAAUAAUACAAAUCCUAUUCAUUCUUCUGUUUAGAAUAUGGAUGGAUUAGGAUUGGGUAACCCUAACCAUUAAAUUUCCUAAGGAGGGUUAAGCUCACAUUAAUAGUCUUAUAAUUAACAUCUGAAAUCCGUAUCUGAAUGCGAUUUCCAAUAGAUUAUUUAAAGUAAUUAGUAAAUUGCUUAAAAUAACUCAGAAAUAUUUAUUCAACAAGAUAGCAAUCCUAAAAUUAAUACAGAUGAAAUUCCUAAAAGGGCAGCUCCAAAUAGAGCCUAACAAAGACUCCAAGGAGGUAACAAUCCUCUUGCAGGUUAGAUUAUUCAAAGAGGAUAAAGUAAGAAUAUGAAUUCACCUGAAGCUAAAUAACAGCACCUUCUAUAAAUGCAAUAGCUGUAACAAUAGUAAUUCUAACCACUCAUAUAUAAAUAAAAUUCGAAUAACAAUUUAUUCUAACAAAAUAUUCCAGUAAAUCAAAAUAAUAAUCUAAACAAUGGAAUUUAUAAAUCAAUUUCAAGCAGUAACAGUAAUUUAGGUUUAGUUAAUAACUAAACAAAUAGGACUAACUUAAGUGGUGGUGGAUUAAUGCUAACAACUAAUUAAGAUGUUAUGAUGUACACCUAAAACACAUAAAAUAACUAUACAGAUGAAGAUAUUGUAAAUAUACAGAAUUAGGCUAAUGAAAAACCUUAGCAAGGAAUAAUUGCAAAUUCAGCUCUAGUUCAUUCUUCAUCAGCUAAUUCAAUGAAUAAUCAAAAUAUUUAUUCAAAUAAUAUUUUUUAUAAUCCAAAUAAUCCAACUAAUAGCUAAAUAUCUAUGCCUUAGUCUGUAUAAUCCAGAAAUCUCUGUGAAGGUUGCCGUGUUGGAGUUAAGCAUUUAUUCUCUCAAUAGCGUUAGAAUCUAUCUGUACCUUCACGCCAUGUUAACAGUAGUAAUGCUUAACUUUAGCAAGUUUCUUAGCAUCAUCAGAGCCUUGAAGAUGAUCAUAAUCAAUUUGAAAUAUAAGAUUUAUAGCUUUAAGUUGAAGAUUUAAGCAGAUAGCUAGGUGAGAAAAAUUAUGAAAAUGAGUAAUUAAAGUAAUAAAUUAAUACUUUAGAGUAAGAAAUUUUAAGAAUUUCAGAUAGUCACAGCUAGGCGAUAGAAUAAAAUCAAAAUUAAUGUAAAGAAAUAGAUAGGCUAAAUGAACUUUUAUCUCAGACAUCAGCAGAAAAGAAAAAAAAAGAAGAGAACGAAGUAGCAUUAAAGUAAGAAAUAAAAUAUUUAGUAGAUAAACUAUUGAAGGCCAAAGAAAAAAUAGAUUUAUAGCAACAACCAUAAUAAGAUACUAAAAAUAGUGAUUAAUUAUCUUAAAAUUUAUAUACAGAAUUUUCUAAUAACAAUUAAUUUUAAAUUUAAAAUAACAACAAAAACAUGUAUAACUAAAGCAAUAAUAAUCUUAAUAAUUCAAACUUAGCUAAUAGUCCUAAAAUAAAAGUAAAUAUUUCGAAUAAUUUUGAUAAGAAUUCUCAAAUAUUUAAUGAAACAAAUUCAAAUGCUAGAUCAAACACAUUAACAAAUAAGCUUGGCACAGAUUUAAACCUUCAAAAUAAAUUCAAUUCAAUUUAUUCAAGUAACUACAAUAGUGUAUUAAAUAACUAAUAAAAUAGUAAUGAUGCUACUACUUGCAACCAUAAUUAGAAUAAAGUACAAAAUCCCAAUUUAAUUAAAAAUUCUUAACUUACUACCUCAGUUAAUAUUUCUUAAAUGCUCAAUUAGUCAAGUUGUGUAAACUAAAGCUUAUGUUUGAAUUGCUCAACUAAAUCUCCAGGAUUCUUGAAUUUUAUUCACUAAAAUAAAGAAAACUCCUCUUUCUAGACAAGAAAAAAUGGCUACGGUGAGGAAAAAAUAUUAUUUGGUGCUCUGGAAAAGAGUCCAACAAGCAAUUACAACUUAGGUAAAAGCACUGAUUUAUUAUAGCAAGAUUUCCAAAAGUACAAAGGUAUAAUUAAUACAAGCCAAAACCUCAAUAACUAAAAUACUUCAUAAGCUAGUAACAAUUUAACUUCAAAUAAUAAUUUAGAAUAAUAUGAUAGCAAUAUCAAAGCAUACUCAAAUCUAGGUACUGGCUUAUAUUAAAACAUAACAAAUAGCUAUAGAUAAACUUCCUAAUGCAGCUAAUACAGUUCUAAUAACCUAAGUUAAAAUCAAGGAAAUUCAAAUAUUUGUAGAAGCGAUAGAAAAGGAUAAAAUAACCUAAAGAGUAUGAUUCAAAAAGAGGAAGAAAGAGGAUUCUAUUUUAGAUCUAAAACUCCAUUCACUUCAAGAUUUAAUUAAUCUCUUGAAAAAUCUAAUCACAUACCAAUGCAAGACACAUCAACUAACUUUGAGUAAACAAAAAAAUAACUGUUUUCUCAAGAAAAUAAUAUAAAUUAGAUAAAAAACCCAUUAAAAGCCUUAUAAUAACAACAAUUGAGAAGAAAUGAAAUUCCAAAAUCUAAACCCAGCUAUUUAUUUGAUUGA